Molecule: messenger RNA, 448 nt
Organism: Acyrthosiphon pisum (pea aphid)
Lineage: Eukaryota; Metazoa; Arthropoda; Insecta; Hemiptera; Aphididae
Product: kelch-like protein 3
Exons: 2
Coding region: 88-420 (110 amino acids)
Molecular function (GO): protein binding
Source: RefSeq, a predicted model, not a curated record
UGAGGUUAUGAUAGCUUAACCAAAAAACGUUUGAAUUCUGUUGAAUGUUAUGAUCCCAGUCUUAACAUAUGGACAUAAAUUGAAGAUAUGUAUAUAUGCCACAGUAGUGUUGGUAUAGGAGUCUUAGAUGGUGUUAUGUAUGUUAUUGGUGGUUAUAAUGGUUCAAAAACGUGUAAAUCUGUCGAGGCCUAUAGACCAAGUGUUGGAGUUUGGACUCCUAUUGCGGAUUUGCAUUUGGCUCGACGCAGACCUGAUGGUUUUUUAUGUGUUGUUGGUGGAAUACGCAAUUCUCCUGAUUCAGAUUCUGUUGAAAUUUACAACCCUAUCACCAAUACAUGGAAAUUAAUGAAAAUUGGAAUAAAUUAUACUGUUAAAAUUAAUAAUGGAGUCGUUGUUAAUAUGUUACCUCCUAAGAGUUAAUACUAAUUAGUUAUAAUAUUUAUUAUUG